AUAAGGUUAUUGAUUGUUUGGUUGGUCAAUCAUAUUAGUGGCAAAGUUGAGAAAAUUUUAUAUAAAUUAGUCUCCCCUUAAGUGAUUUCCAUGGCAACAAUGGAGGAUCAUUCUUCUAGGUGGUUUGAUGUCCAAUCUGUGCCUCUCAGUUACACAUUUCCCCCAGAAAACAGACCAGGGAAACUCCCUUUUUCUACAUGCACUGCAAUCCCAAUCAUCAACCUUAACAGUCCAGAAAAAUUAGACACAACUCAGAAAAUCAUUAAAGCUGGUCAAAAUUUCGGGGUUUUUCAGGUGAUUGACCAUGGAGUUUCAGAAAGUGUAUCAACUGAGGCACUUAAUGUGUUGAAGGAAUUAUUCAAUAUGCCAGUGGAGGAAAUUUCAAGGGAUGCCAUUAAAAAUGGUUGGGUGCAUAUGGGCAGCACCAGUUUUGCCAUUGAUGGUGUUCAUUUGUGGAGGGAUAACAUUAAACACCCAUGUCACCCCUUGGAAAAAUGCAUGCAACGUUGGCCUCAAAUUCCAACUAGGUACAGAGAAGUGAUGGCAACAUAUGUACAAGAAAUAAGAAGAUUGAGUUGGAGAAUUCUUGAGCUGAUUUCUGAAGGAUUGGGACUUGAAAAGGGUUACUUUGAAGAAAUAAGUCAAGUCCAAUUUCUAUCAGCAAGUAAUUAUCCAGCAUGCCCAGACCCAAGUGUGACUUUGGGAGUAUUAAAACAUUUUGAUCAUAGCUUUAUAACAAUACUAUUUCAAGGAAAUGUCGAGGGACUUCAAGUGUUACAUGAUGGCAAGUGGAUUGGAGUUGGGGUUGUACCUAAUGCCUUUGUGGUCAACAUAGGCACUCAAUUAGAGAUUAUGAGCAAUGGAAAGCUAAGAAGUCCAGAACACAGAGUAAUGACAAAUUCAGAAGAAGACAGAUUAACCAUUGCCACAUUCAUUAAUCCUUCUCCAAAUUGCAUAGUAGAACCAGCCAAAGCUUUGAUUAAUGAAUCAAAUCCUCCUUUAUAUGAUUCAUUUAUGCACAAGGAUUUUGUUGUUUCUUCCAAAGCGUUUGGUCCCUAUACCGACGUUGUUCAAACAAAGGAUUAAUCUGGAGUUGGAAAAUUAUGGAAUUUGUAUUUACUUAUUCGAAUGUUGUAAAUUAAAAAUUGUUCAUAUUACUAUCCAAAAAACCUACUUUUGUCAACUCUACUUUUGCGUAUCGGUAUUUAAGGCGAAAGUUCUAUUAUUUCAAUUAAAUUUUGAUGGGUCGUUUGAUUUCAGGAGGUUGCUAGCUCGAAUCUUCAUAUAGAUAUAGAUAUUCCUCUUUGAACUUUGAAGUUAUAUUGUAAGACUUGACAUCAAAAUUUGAAUUAUGUGUGUGA
Olea europaea var. sylvestris is the source of this 1361-nucleotide messenger RNA. RefSeq names its product hyoscyamine 6-dioxygenase-like. The record is from RefSeq and is a predicted model, not a curated record. The coding region runs from base 91 to 1086 and encodes 331 amino acids. Lineage: Eukaryota; Viridiplantae; Streptophyta; Magnoliopsida; Lamiales; Oleaceae. The transcript is spliced from 4 exons.